Messenger RNA from Alternaria arborescens, 780 nucleotides. RefSeq lists its product as hypothetical. The record is from RefSeq and is a predicted model, not a curated record. The transcript has a single exon. Lineage: Eukaryota; Fungi; Ascomycota; Dothideomycetes; Pleosporales; Pleosporaceae. Gene Ontology annotation, biological process: DNA-templated transcription. Gene Ontology annotation, molecular function: DNA binding; zinc ion binding. The coding region runs from base 1 to 780 and encodes 259 amino acids. Gene Ontology annotation, cellular component: nucleus.
AUGGCUGUUCAUGCUGUUUUAGGGAAAGAUAAGGCGAGACUACCUACAGCAGAUCAAUUUGCCACAGCAGUACGAGACCGGAUGACGGUCUUGACGCCACCGAGCUUGGUAACGGUUCAAACGCUGUUGGUACUCUCCAUGUACGAGUGGGGAGUCGGGAACCGACAGCAAGCCUGGCUGAUCAGCGGCAUGGCUAUCAGGAUCAUGCAGUCUCUACAGUCUAUGACCGCUUCUACAGAACAUCCCCCUGAAGAUUUGAAUGUGCACAAUCGUACCUUGUGGAGCUGCUUUAUCAUGGAUCGCUUAAUCUUCUCAGGAAUGCCUCAGCCAUAUGCGCUUUCAUGCAUUUCCCUGCGAACCUCUUGGCCUUCGUCAGAAGAAGACUUCGUGUUUGGCCUGCCCCCAGUGUCGUCACGUCAUGCCACAGCUGGGCGAAGUCUCCUCGAGCACAUGCCUGGAAACAUGGCGAACUCCUACAACGUUCUCGUUAGGGGCUUCGAUAUAUGGGCGCGCAUCCUACAGUGGGUCAUUAGUGGAGGACGGUUCUUGCCUGAUAUGAGUCUUCCUGCAAAUUGUCCCUGGAAUCCUACGUCACCCUGGGCGUCACUAUAUCAAGAACUACAGGCAUGGAGAAGCCUUUUGGAAGAACGGAUGCUUUUCCCCAAAGUCUCCGUGGAGAGCCAUGCUGCACUCGAACAGGCCGAGCCUUUCGCCUACGUCAAUCUAGUCUACUACAUCAGGUGCGUAAACACAUACAUUCUUGCAAGAAGAUUCAUCUGA